Messenger RNA from Leguminivora glycinivorella, 766 nucleotides. RefSeq lists its product as uncharacterized. The coding region runs from base 56 to 679 and encodes 207 amino acids. The transcript has 6 exons. The record is from RefSeq and is a predicted model, not a curated record. NCBI's taxonomy places the organism in Eukaryota, Metazoa, Arthropoda, Insecta, Lepidoptera, Tortricidae.
CAAAUUCACUUGAAUACGAAAGUACCUAGGCAAAAGUAGUAGAAAAGUUAGCAUAAUGAAUGUCGAAAAUGAAAGCUUAGGGACUUACAUGUCAAAGGAGUCUUCCUUUGAAAAAGCAUUGGCAUCUUCAACAUUUAGUGCUCCUGCACCCAUCCAAGUGAUAAGCGAAUUCGGUGACGGCGAUUGUGGAGAGCCCCUCGAGGCUCAUUACAUCCGCCUGGACUUCACCCCAACGGAUGAUGAUGAUGAGCGUUCCCAGAAGAAAUGCUGCGACUUCUGGAAGUACAUUGAGAGUAGAAGCGAUUUGCGAGGAAUGAUGGUGAUGCCGGAAAAAGAGAAAACUUCCAAAAGUACUGACACAGUCUCUUUGCCCAAACCUACCGUAAUGGAGAGCGUGUCGAAGCCAAAGACAGCCGUUUCAAUGCUUCAAAUAGUCGAAGAGAAAGGUUUAAUAGAUCGAGCUUUCGAAGUGAAGAUGCAACAAUCGCGAUGCAGUCUAGGUUCACAUGAAUAUGAACUGACCCCAAAGCCUAAACAAACAAAGUGUAUUUGUCUUUCUCCCUGCGUGAAGUGCCCAAACGCUUCCUCUGCCGCCCGUGAGCUGUGCGUAGAACUGGAUGCUUGGGAUGUUAACCACCCGAAGUCAAUGGAGCCACCGGGUCAUCCCCCUUCUGUUUGACAAAAAUGUUAAACUGAGUAUCCUGAAUAUUAUAACUAACAAAGUACGACAUGUAUUUCUACUCUAGCUUAUCUGGACUUGUUGUAU